Molecule: messenger RNA, 1245 nt
Organism: Haliotis rufescens (red abalone)
Lineage: Eukaryota; Metazoa; Mollusca; Gastropoda; Lepetellida; Haliotidae
Product: ice-structuring glycoprotein-like
Exons: 2
Coding region: 1-1245 (414 amino acids)
Source: RefSeq, a predicted model, not a curated record
AUGUUCCGACUACUACUACCGUAUGACAACAAUGGCCACUACCGCAUCAUCAUCAAACAGAAGAAGAAGAAGGAGAAGGGAGACAAGUACGAGGACGUUCUCAAUAGCGAACAUUUCCGUCGUGCCAUGGCGGACAUCCUGGGGGAGCAGCUAGUUCUACAUUGGGAGAUGAUGAGAACAAGUGCCUUGUACAAAGCUUCCCAUGACUGCAUGCAUGAGAAGUUAAAGAGUAUUGUGGACACAUUUCUGCCUCCGGAGUAUGGCAUCUGCAUCCCCAGCAUGGAACUCUACGUGGAAAAGUCAACCCCAACACCUGAAGCAGCAGCACUCACAGCAUCCAUACUCAAAGCAGCCCAAAAAGCAGCAGCACCAUACCACAGUGCGUCAGCAGCAGCAGAAGCAGCACCCAUACUAACAACAACACCCUCAGAAGCAGUGAAAGCAGCACAACAACUCGACUCAGCACUAUGGACAGCGAUACUAGCAUCAGCCGCAGCAACACCUGCAGCCAUAGAAGCAGCAGCAGUAGCACUCGUUGAAAUAGUAACCUCACAUGCACCCUUGCUGCAGCAGUACUCAUCGCAGACAACACCAUCAACAACACCCGUAGCAGCAGCAGAAGCAGCCACCACACAGGAAGAAGAAGAUGCAGCUGCAGACGCAGCAACAACACCCUCACUAAAAGUAUUCAUCAAUGCACUACAAAUGGCGCAAUGCGUGGCAGGUGUGAGGGCAUCGAAGGGGACACCCCGAGAAGCAGCAGCAACAAAAAAAUUCGCCUCAGCACUAUCCUGGGCGGCAGCAACAGCCACAGCCGCCACACCCACAGCAGUAGAAGCAGCAACAGCUGCACUCGUCGCCGUAGUAACAGGAGUAACUUCAGCGCAGUCAUCAUCACCACCACCUUCACCAUCACCGAUGGACACCUCAGAUGCUGCAGCAUCCACACCAAAACCAGUGGCAGCAGCAAUGGUAGCAGCAGUGGCACCAGCAGUGGCAGACACCACCCCCACAGCCAUAGAAGCACCAGUAGCAACACCCUCACCAACAGAACUCUUCGAUGCGCUCCACGCAGCAGCAGAAGCAGCCGCAGCAGCAACAACACCCUCACCAACAGCAGCAGCACCAGAACUCAUCUCAGCACUAUACAGAGCGGCAGUAGCAGCCGCAGCAGCAACACCUUCACCAACAGAAGCAGCAGCCACAGAAGCACUCGUUGCAACAUUGAGCAGGCUACCUGUGUGA